GUGACCGGCCACACAUACAGUUAUAGCUGUCAGAUUAUGGAAAAGGGUCCAGUUCCUCCUCCGUAUCCAGGACCACCCACAGAUCCUGCUUAUGGGGCUGUAUAUCCCCCAUAUCCUGCCCAGCCAGGUCCAGCCCAACCUCCACCAGCUCAAUAUGGAGUAAACCAGCAACCACAAGUGGUGACAGUAGUGGUAGCACCACCACAUUUGACUGAUGUCCCCGGACAGGUGCAGUGUCCUCAUUGUCAGUCCCAGAUUGUGACUGAAACCAGACACACUAAUGGCCUUCUGACCUGGCUCGUGUGUGGUGGCCUCUGCCUGUUCUUUUUCUGGCCUUGUGCUUUCAUUCCAUUCUGUGUGGACUCCUGUAAGGAUGUGGAGCACAUCUGCCCACAAUGUCGCCGGACGGUGUACCGCUACAAACGCAUGUGAAAGCCCAACACAUCAUUGCACAUGACACAAACCACGGAAAAUGCAACUUACGAAAAAAUACAAGAAAAUGUGGAUAAAUGUUGUAAAUAUGUUUGUCAUAGGAUCAUUAGGAUCAGGAUCCUCCUACUGAGUUACAAAUGUUGAAUCUGGGAUAGUUUUUCAGUUAAAAUUGCAAUCAAUUCUGACCUGUGGGUUGUGUGCAUGUGUGUCAAGCAAUCUUUGUAACAUGUCUGAGUCUCUGUCUGAACUAGUGGCAUAGUCCAAAAUUCUGCCAUUUGUGGUAUAAGAUCCUCAUUACUCAGUUCACAGAGCACUCUUCAGGGUGAGUGCUUUUGUUCCUUGCUGUCCCAAUAAAAAAAAGAAGUAGUUGCCCUGUCAUUCUAAACAUAAUAGACAGAACAGGUAUAGCCUGAGAGUGUAAUGGCUCCUUCUUUAUGGCUCAGGCGUUACAGCUCGGUGUCUCUGAGACUACUGAUCGGGCAUUUUUGACCCUGAAAUAAAUGUGUGCACACGCAGUUUGGGGCUACUUCCAUAUAGAGCGCUGCUAUUCUGGGUGUUUGAUAAGGAUCACUAUCACUGAGUUAAGUUGUUGGCUGACUAAGACACUAAAGCACACAGGUUAAGUUGUUGGCGGUGUUCCAGUAAUUUGUUGUUUUGCACUCUGUUUUAAUCAUUCUGUGUUAUUUUUAUGUAUCUUAAUUAUUACUUUUAACAUUAACAUUAUAACAUUAUAACAUAGUUUUAACAUUUGACAUUAUAACAUGUUUAAACAAAUACUUACUGUAGACGCAUACAGUGCCCUCCAAAAGUAUUGGAACACAUGCUUUGGGUUAAAUAUAAAAUCAUCUUUUGGAAAUUGAUCUUAAUACCUUACAUGAAACAAUGAGGAAAUAUUCAACCUUUAAGGACAACAAUUUUUUUGUGAAUGAACAAUGUAUUGUAAAUAAAUAAAUGUUUUCCUUAAAAUACAGGGGUCAUAAUUUGGAACGCCCAUGUUAAAUUCCCAAUUCCCAUAGAGGAUUUUUAUUUUCAUUUUUAAAGGCCAGUUAUUUCAUGGAUUCAGGACACUAUGCACCCUGAUAAAGUCCCCUUGGCCUUUGGAAUUAAAAUAACCCCACAUCAACACUAUACUCUUAACCGAGUUCGGCAUGCUUUAUGUUAUUAGCUGUUAGCUAAUUAGCUGGUUUGAAUUGCAUUGAGCUCAAUGAAAUAACUUGGAUAUACACAUACAACUUACAGUAGAUCAUUUGUUCAUUCAACAACAAUCACCUGUUCAAUAUACAACUCAACAUCAAAGUACUACUAUUUCAAAAGGCAAUUCACACACAUUUCAAAUGAGUGUCUUUUCAAUUUCUUAUAACUAUCAAUUGACACAACUGCUCAAAAUAAUAAGUAACGGUUGCAUUACUCUUAAUGCAUAGUUGUAUGUAAACAGACAAACAAUCUUCCAUGAUUACUGCAAAUCAUGAAAGUUGCAAGAUUGUAAAGAGAUUCACUGCCACCAAUUAGCGUGGAGCAUGAACCAAUUAGACUACAAUAUCCAUGGAUGUAGCCUACUGUAAUAUUUUACAAUGCUUCACCAGGCUGUCUUUUCUUUUCUAUUCCAUAGCUAAUUAUAUUUACUUUAAUACUGUAAACCUAUGUUGUGAUUACAGUGUUUUGCACCAAUACAUUACAAACGUUGUUACUGUAAAUGAUUCCACUGUGUCUGUAGUAUGCUCUCUACUACUGC
This is a messenger RNA of Sardina pilchardus (European sardine), 2164 nucleotides long. RefSeq names its product LITAF domain-containing protein-like. Lineage: Eukaryota; Metazoa; Chordata; Actinopteri; Clupeiformes; Clupeidae. Gene Ontology annotation, molecular function: zinc ion binding. The record is from RefSeq and is a predicted model, not a curated record. Bases 37 to 432 code for a protein of 131 amino acids. The transcript has 5 exons. Gene Ontology annotation, cellular component: cytoplasmic side of late endosome membrane; nucleus; cytoplasmic side of lysosomal membrane.